GGAAUAUCGACAUGUAAACCACGAGAUAUGUUUCAGCUAUUACAUUAUAUUUAAUUACGUCGCAUUGACAAAUGUGAAAGGUGCCUUAGGAUCUAGUCUGUAAUCCAUACCUUACGACUAACCGGUGUCGUUAAAAAUCACCUAUGUGUUAUUUUUGUCAAUGUCAUUCUGUGACGUUUUGUGUGUAUUGAAGGAAUAAUAAGAAUGAUAAAACGCAAAAAACAUUUAGCUGUUUUGUGAAAGAAAUUGUAAUCCUUUUUUACGAUGGGCGAUAAGAAAUCUUGUGAAUAGAAACGCUUGGAGAGUAUAUCAAGGCUUCUAACUAGUUAUAAGAAGGCUUUUUCAACAGCAACAAGAGCUAAUAGCAAGAAUUCCGAUAAGUGAAUUUAAGAAAACAAAAUGGCGUUAACGUUUUCAGGUGGAUUUAUGGAUUUUAGAUAUUUCAAAUAAGUACAAUACAUCCAGACGACACUGAAUUCGUGCUCACCAAUAUUGAAAUUUAAAUACAAUAAACAAAAGCUGAAAAUGAUUGCACAAGAGCCUGUCCAGGCUGCCAUUUGGCAUUGUUUGAAUCAUUAUGAUUACGCUGAUGCCGUUUUCUUAUCUCAACGUUUAUAUGCGGAAGUUAAAACAGAUGAAAGUUUAUAUCUAUUAGCUACUGCUUACUUCAGAAGUGGCCUGAAAGAUCAUGCUUAUUUUAUACUAAAGGAUAGAACAGGAACUUCUCCAAAAUGUCGAUACUUGUUUGGAAUUUGUGCCUAUGAACUUGAAAAAUAUGCUGAGGCUGAAGCUGCUCUGUUAGGAUCUAAUAGCACACCGGAUGACGAAUUUAUCAAAGAGUAUGAUGAACAGGCUUGCUUUGUAUGGGUUUUGCUUGGUAGAAUUGCAGCCAAAACUGAACGGAAGUCUCUUGCAAUAGAAGCAUGGAAGAAAGCACUCAAACUAAAUCCCUUUUUGUGGACUAGCUUUGAACUUCUGUGUGAAAUUGGUGAUAAGCCUAAUCCACAAAAUAUUUUUCAAAUUACUAGUAUGGAUAACCUCUCAAUGUGCCAAGCUAAUGGACUGAACAGUGCUGAAAGUAUCAUAGUCACCAAAGAUGCUCUUAAUACAGAAGUAGACAACCAGGAGUUCCUGAGUCCAUAUAAAAUACGUUACAUGCCAGAUCCAAAAAUUCUGUUCACUCCUGAUGUGAAAAUGUGUACACCUGAAAGCCCUCUGGCGCUACCACUCAGUGCUUGGACAGCAUCCAAUAGCAAAUUCAGACAGACUCUGCCAAACUUGGAUGAUGAUUUUUCUCCAAAUUUUGGUCAGUUGUACAGUGUGAUCGCCGAUACUACGAACUCAAAUUCAACAACAACUCCAACCCUCACAGAGUCCAACAAUCAUCAUCAAUCACUUGCCAAAAGGGUCCGAGCCCAAGUGGACCAGUUUAUUGGUAGAAAGGAGUCAAUAUUUCAGAAUUGUAAGCCAGUAUUUAGCCAGUCUUCUAAUGUUCCUGUGAAUAAAACGCCAAAUCCACUAUUUGUACAGUCUGGUCAAAAUCAGAAUCAGAACGUAAGACGUAGCACUAGGUUAUUUAGCAGCAACUAUUCAGUAAAAGAAAACAACAAAUCGCCGAAUAGAAACAAAUUCCCCGUAUCCAGCCCGCGGAAAAGUAUCAAAACAAAACGGCUGACAAAAUGCGACCUAAACAAGAACAACAACUAUUCAGAGUUGAACACCCGAAAUAAAUUGGAGAAAGAAAAGAGCGAGACGGUGACGUCUGAGAAGAAGGACGACAAUAGCAUGAACGUCAGUGCGGAAGAGUGCAUGCAACAGGUGAUUGCCUUGCAGAAACACAGUGCAGAUGGUCUGAUGUGUUUGCUUCGCGAAUUAGGACAAGCAUAUCUUGAUCUCUCCCAUUAUGAGUGCAAUGCUGCCAUUGAACGGCUUCACCAGUUACCAAGGAAUCAGUUUGAUACUGCUUGGGUGCACUCGCUGAUAGGUGUUGCGUACUUUGAGCUGCCCGAUUACGAGAUGGCGGCCAAGUACUUCGGCCUGGUGCACGACAAGGAGCCCCAUCGGCUCGCCUACAUGGACCUUUAUUCCACAGCGCUGUGGCACCUGCAGCGCGAGGUGGCGCUAUCGGCGCUGGCGCACGACCUCAUCAACACCGACAGGAACUCGCCGGUGACCUGGUGUGCCAGCGGCAAUUGCUUCUCCUUGCACAAGGAGCACGACACCGCCAUCAAGUUUUUCCAAAGGGCUGUGCAGGUGGAUCCAAAUUUCCCGUACGCGUAUACGUUGUUAGGCCACGAGUACAUAACGACGGAAGAGCUUGACAAAGCGAUGAGCUGUUUUCGAAACGCCAUUCGGCUGGAUCCGAGGCAUUACAAUGCGUGGUUCGGCAUCGGAACGAUAUACUCCAAACAAGAGCGGUACAGUCUGGCGGAGAUGAACUACCUCAAGGCUCUCUCCAUCAACCCGCACAGUUCUGUGAUUUUGUGUCAUAUAGGUGUAGUUCAAAAUGCGCUGAAGCAGCAUGACAAAGCUUUAGUGACACUCAACCAGGCGAUAACGAAUAAUCCAAAGAAUCCUCUCUGCAAGUUUCACAGAGGCUCCAUAUAUUUUGCCUUAGGCAGGUAUUCGGAGGCACUCAAGGAGCUGGAAGAGUUAAAGGAAAUUGUACCAAAGGAAUCUCUAGUAUAUUAUCUAAUAGGUAAGGUGCACAAAAAGCUGGGCAAUACGGAUUUGGCGUUGAUGCAUUUCAGUUGGGCAACAGAUCUCGACCCAAAAGGUGCUAGCAGCCAGAUUAAGGAAGCAUUCGAACCAGCUAUGGGUGACACUUCAUUAGACGAUAAUAUAUCGCCUGCGUCAGAUACACAGGUUGACAGAUUGCCACGCAUGCGGCUGAAUUUUGAUAUCGAUGACAGCGGUAGUGACACUUACUGAUUUAUUUGUGUCGUCCCCUAUCGUACGACGGUGAAUUCCUCGCAUCUACGCCGGACGCGUGUAAUGCGCCUGACAGAUUGGUUGGUACUAGGCUGAAUUUCAGUACCGACGACAGUGAGGAUAGUUUUUAGUUUUCUUCUGUAGGAAUCUAUGUUGACGUUACAUAUUUGUGUCCCGCAAAAUCAGAAAUAACCGAGAUCGCUUUAAUUACAGGAGCAGGCAAGUGACUUAGCAUCCAGGGUUUUGCUGACGUACGAAGAAACAAUAUUUGUCAAGGAAAUUAGAUGACAAGAGGUGUUUAGUUCAUUUUGACGCGUACAGGGUGUCCCGCUAUAAAUUCAACGUCCCUUUAACAGUUAGUUUUAUACAGACUUCGUAAGGUCUUUCAUGCAAUCUCUUUUUAUGUACAGAUUGCCACAGAAAAGUGCUAUCGAAUAAGAAUGGAAUACCCUGCAUAUUUUAGUGAAAAUUAUAGUUGCGUUUUUUCUGAUUCCAAAUAAUAUAUGGUUUCGUAUAUUUAUUUUCAUCAAAAAAAAAAAAACUUAAAUUUUAUGUAACAUUUAUUCAUGUCUAUCCAAGUUCAAAAAAGUUUGCAUCUAGCAUCAUUAAAAUUAUACGGGAUGUUCCAUUUAGAAAAAUAGUUUUAAUCGAUAACACUUUCUUGAAACACCUUGUAUAUAAAACAUACAUUGCAUGAACAAUUUUACAUUAUACGUUUAGUUUUUCUUUAUUUUUUCGACAAUGUCAGAGGGGGGGGGGGUUCGAGGGGAGUCAGUUUCUAGCAGGAUCCUAUAAAACACUCUUUUAGAUCAGUUUGUGUCGUUCCUAAUUCAUUAUAUCAUUAAUUGCUAGAGUCCGCUUCAGUUGUGACGAAAAUUCUGCAUGUGAGAAUUUUAUUUUAAAUUUUCUGAAUUUUGGUUAAUUUCUGAGUUUGCGGCCUACUUAUCACUUGACUGAUUUCAAUCACUUGUGUCGAAUAAAUAUGAACUUACACAGGUAGCAAAGGCCAUUUUUUGUUUCAGUAGAUAAAGUAGAUUUUUUUCGAGCAAACUCGUUUUUUGCGUGCACGACUUUUAAAGACAAUAAUCGUUAUUUUAUGGAAAAAAUACGUUUUAUUAACAUCUCUUAUUGGUACUAUAUGGUUAUAGAAAACCGAAACCUAAGGCAGCUAAUUUCUCCAUUGUUACUCGUAAAUGAGUUUUCAUGCUCCUGCUAAUAUUUUGAAGUACUAGGAUUGGAAAUCAUAACACAAAUUUAUUCUAUGUAAACAAAUAAGCAUUAAAUGUUUUUACUUGUUUUUACACUUUUCAAAGGCAUGGUGUUAUCAUCAUUUUGGGGUCUUUCAAUGAAAAAAUGCAACUACUUUAAGAAAAAACAGCAAAAACAUGUCAUCUUACAGGACUUUCUGCAUUCUAGAAGUACUAUAAAUUGUUACAACAUCUAUCUUGAUCGCAGAGGAUCUGGGCUCGAGUCCCACGUGUGACAUGGUUUUUUGUUGUCUAUUUUGAAUUCGAGUAUGCGGAAUCCGAGUAAAAGGACAAUGUACUUUGAUCAUAAAAAUUGUCAUUUUGACAUCGUUAUUCGGGUGAAUUCAUUUUUUUAAUAGUGCAUCACUGUUAUAGUUUUGUUCUACAGAUAUGCUAAUCUUUAUUUAGAUAUUAUGUAGCAGAACAUUCAAGUUGAUUUUUUAAUGUAAUUUUAUUACACAAUUUACCUCUUGCAUCCAUGUAAAAUUUUAUACAUUUUUUGUUUGCCUUUUACUUGAUUUGUAUUCGAUAGCUGAAAUGAGUGCUGAUGAUGAUGAAUUUAAAAAUUCAAAGUAUAAUACUUUUUAUUCAAAAAAAGCUAUUUCGAUUCAAUGAUUUUAAAUGGAAAAUACUCGUUUUGAUAUAAACAGCAGUUUUCAAGAAAGUCAUGGAAAAAAUGUUUUUAAACCUUGUGGUCUUGUAUAAAUUUUAACAUUGAAACCUCAAAAAAUAAAUUGACUACCUCUGAGUACAUACUUGUUGCAGGUUUUAAAUGUGUGAGAAUGGAUUGCCUUAAAAAACUAAUCAGUGGGGCUACCUUUCUUAGGUUUUCAUAUAAAUUUUUCAUACAUACUCCAAAUUUUCCGUUAAAUGCCUCGUUACAUUUUAUCUGGAAAAGUUCUUAGUCGGAUUGAGACUUACAAGUGCACAUUUUUCCAAUAGACUGGUGAUGUAAUUUUUUGUAAAGAGAUUAAUUUUUGUAUUAUAUGAGUGACUAUUGUAUAAUUUUGCUUUUGCU
Messenger RNA from Acanthoscelides obtectus, 5196 nucleotides. The record is from the annotation of a GenBank genome assembly. Lineage: Eukaryota; Metazoa; Arthropoda; Insecta; Coleoptera; Chrysomelidae.